Molecule: messenger RNA, 1128 nt
Organism: Procambarus clarkii (red swamp crayfish)
Lineage: Eukaryota; Metazoa; Arthropoda; Malacostraca; Decapoda; Cambaridae
Source: RefSeq, a predicted model, not a curated record
AUGAGCAUCAGGAGAGUAAGAGGGUCAUUCCGGAGCUCACAGAGGCGCUACGGCUCCACUGAGGGCAACAAGAAAAACAGAUGCUCGUCUUGGGUUUUCAAGAACGACGAGUGGAGACUCAUUUACGACAGCUCCAUCUCGCUUGUUGAGCAGACAGCUUCCAUCUCGCUUGUUGAGCAGACAGCUUCCAUCUCGCUUGUUGAUCAGACAGCUUCCAUCUUGCUUGUUGAUCAGACAGCUUCCAUCUUGCUUGUUGAUCAGACAGCUUCCAUCUUGCUUGUUGAUCAGACAGCUUCCAUCUUGCUUGUUGAUCAGACAGCUUCCAUCUUGCUUGUUGAUCAGACAGCUUCCAUCUCGCUUGUUGAGCAGACAGCUUCCAUCUUGCUUGUUGAGCAGACAGCUUCCAUCUUGCUUGUUGAUCAGACAGCUUCCAUCUCGCUUGUUGAGCAGACAGCUUCCAUCUUGCUUGUUGAGCAGACAGCUUCCAUCUUGCUUGUUGAGCAGACAGCUUCCAUCUCGCUUGUUGAUCAGACAGCUUCCAUCUCGCUUGUUGAGCAGACAGCUUCCAUCUCGCUUGUUGAUCAGACAGCUUCCAUCUCGCUUGUUGAGCAGACAGCUUCCAUCUCGCUUGUUGAGCAGACAGCUUCCAUCUUGCUUGUUGAGCAGACAGCUUCCAUCUUGCUUGUUGAGCAGACAGCUUCCAUCUUGCUUGUUGAGCAGACAGCUUCCAUCUUGCUUGUUGAGCAGACAGCUUCCAUCUCGCUUGUUGAUCAGACAGCUUCCAUCUCGCUUGUUGAGCAGACAGCUUCCAUCUUGCUUGUUGAGCAGACAGCUUCCAUCUCGCUUGUUGAUCAGACAGCUUCCAUCUCGCUUGUUGAGCAGACAGCUUCCAUCUCGCUUGUUGAGCAGACAGCUUCCAUCUCGCUUGUUGAUCAGACAGCUUCCAUCUCGCUUGUUGAGCAGACAGCUUCCAUCUCGCUUGUUGAUCAGACAGCUUCCAUCUCGCUUGUUGAGCAGACAGCUUCCAUCUCGCUUGUUGAGCAGACAGCUUCCAUCUCGCUUGUUGAGCAGACAGCUUCCAUCUUGCUUGUUGAUCAGACAUCUCUCACUGUGUGGAGCUUGUACUAA